GAGGUUGAGGGAAUCGAACACCGCCAUGUCUUCUGCUAGAUGAAAACAGAGCGAGAGGGACGAGUCGCCGCACUGCCAUCCUUCACUUUUCUCGCCUGGGACCACCUCGACAGGCGAAUGGACGCACAGAGGCCAGCCCCGGGGAUGAGGAGAGGAGAGAACCAGGUGUGAGGUGCAGGUAGAGGGUGGGGACCUUUCCCCCACAAGACCAUGACUGCUGAGGAUAAAUCUGAUGGCUCUGGCUCCUCUGAGGGCUCAGCAUCCAGUCAAGGUACCAUUGAGAAGAUCUGUGCCAAGGAGAACAAUGUGCGGGCCAGGGUAGGCCUCUACAUGAAAGAUGGAGAGAGGCUGCGUGCUGAUUUCCAUGCCCUUUACAGAGCCUUGCCAGACCUCAGAAAGAAGAAAGAUCGCAGAAAGCUGAGACGGAAGACAAAAUCUAACAAGCAUCACAAGGAUAAAAAGAAAAAGGGAGACAUGGCAGCCGGGAACAAUGCCUGCAACACCCUCAUGCCAGUACUGGAGUUGCCUGGCAAUCCCUCAUCCUUUGCCGUGUAUGCUCACGUCCGUGGCCUCGUGCUGGAAAAUGCUGCACGCCAGGCCCAGGGUGUGUACCUUGCCACCACACAGCCACUGCCUUCAGACUCGGACACUGAAGAUGAGCAGGAGCGAGGCAGAGAGGCAGCUGUCCCAAUUCCCAAGAUGGUUGGUCUGGGCCUGGUAAGCGUGUAUGAGCUCAUCCGUGGCUCUGUGUCAGCCUACCCAGCCCUCUGCAUCCGGGCUCUUGAGGCUCUGCUGGACAUUCUUCAAGGGCAGCAGCCAGAUGCCCUGCGUAAUGAGCCUCAGGAGGUCAUAGAUACCCUGUUUAACUUACUGCUGAGACUGGCAACAGCAAGCAACGGUGAUGUGCUGACCUGCCCCUCAUCACCUCUUGUGGGUGUGGCCUGUGCCUGCCUCCUCUCCCUGGUGGUGGCACGAGGAGAGACUGGCAAGUUCCUACGAGCAACUGCAGACAUCCUUAUGACCUCACGCCAGCUGGCUAGUCAGAGUAUCCAGGUGCCGGUGAUCCUCACGUACCUCCAACGCAGCGUCCACGCGGUGCUGCUGGGCAAGACAUCACGGCCAGACUGGUUGUCCUGUGGCGUGCCCAAGUCUUCACUCAUAGACAGGUUUACUUUCAAAAUUAUGACAGAUGGAGAGGAGUCUAAGGAGGACAGCACGAUGACUUGUGAUGGACACUACCUCUUUGUGCACAAUGCCCAUGGACUCUUCAAAAUUGGUUCAGGCUUUGGCGGCACCAUCAAGGGUCAUGUUUACAUCCACCGGCCGGACUUCUAUCCCAAGCAGAGAUCACAGGGAGACGUCUUCUACCGGCCGGAGGGAAGCAGUGGAGAACUGGUGGUAAUUGACCGAGAGGUGCUGAAGGUGGCCGAGGUGUACCAGUGCUCGGCCCCUGGCUGGUCCCGUGGCCUGCCCUUCAGUGACGGCAUCAACAUAGGACACAUCUCCCCUGACAGAGAGGAUGGUUUUGUGGUGAGAACAUACAACCCGUUGGUGAAGCCGAUGCCUCUUGUCAAUGAACUGAACCUGAGUCUGGCCAUAAGAUGCAUUCAGACACUGGGUGGUCUAGAGCCACCAACCUCACUUUCAACUGGGCUUGAUGAGGAUAUUCUUACAGUAGCAGCUGGGAAGGACUUUACCCUUGUCAGAACAGUUGGUGGAAAGAUUUACUACAGUGGGAAGGCAUCAUCAGUUGGCAUGAAGCAGGGCAGUGCCAGUGCGGCAGCUGCAGCUGCAGCAGCAGCAAUGGCAGGCAGCAGCAGUGGAAUAGCAGGAGGAGGUGGUAACAGCGGUGCAGGUGCCAGUGGGAAUGGUGCUGGAAUUAGCUCAGGGGCUGGGCCCAGUGGAAGCAAACCCAGUGGGGCACCUGUGACUGGUCCCAGUGGCAGCAAUAGUAGUGGCUCUGGGGGAAGGUGGCCUGAGCUCACCAUCACCAAGUCUCCACGUAUCAUCCAUCUGUCUGUGGGACAUGAGGGACAACAUGGUGUGCUAGUGUCUGAUGAGGGGGCUGCUUUUUUUGUGGGUACUGCACGACGUGGGGAAGAUGGAGAUGCCAGUAAAGGACGAAGGCAGCCUAAGCCAGUAAAACCUAAGAAGAUGAUCAAGAUGGAUGGCCAGUUUGUUGUGAGCAGUGGCUGCAACAACGGCACCUCAGCCCUUGUCACACGUGAUGGCGAGCUCUACAUAUUUGGAAAAGACACCUCACACUGUGAUGCCAGCACUGGUUUGGUAACAGAGCUCAGGGAUGUUCAUGUGAGUACUGUGGCACUAGGCAAGGCACAUGCUUUAGCCCUCACCAACAAGGGUCAUGUGCACAGCUUUGGCAUCAACAACAAGGGACAAUGUGGCCGGGACUUUACCCCACAGACCAAGGAAGGAACUGGCAUGUCUAUGUCAGUCGGGCCUGCAGGGGAAGAGGAACUGGAGGAUGAGGAGGGUGCGGAGAGUGGUGAUGAGGGCGGAGAGGGUGGCAUGUGUCCUCCUGGCCGCCAUCGCUGGGUCCGAGAACACUGUCUCAUCUGCACCGUCUGCCAUGAGUGUACUGGCUAUGGAGCUGCCUGCGUCUCCAGUGGCCGACCAAACAGGAACUCGGGACAAUUGUUCAGGCCAUGUGGGUGUGGGUCGGGAGACUCUGGAUGUGCAGAGUGUGGUUGCUGCCGAGCCUGUGCAGAUGAGGUGGAGGGAGACAGCGACCAGGACCCUUUCUCCCUUAUGCAGGAGCAACACUCAGGGCUCUUCUGCUUCCAUGAGGGGGCUAACCUAGGAGGGAACAUCUUUGGGCGAGCAUGUGGUCGCCUCCAGGACCAACUGCAGAGGAGGCUGGAUGAACGAAGGCACCGGCCAAGACACAGGCACUCCAGAUAUGCUCCCAUGCCCUUCAGGAAAGGGCCAGAUGAUGGCCACACCUCAGGCCGGAAUGGUCACACAGGUAACCUGGGCCAAUUUGAGGCUCGGCUGCUCCGCCUCCUGGCUCCGUCCUCUAACCCACCGAGUGAUGAGGGGGCUGUGGCCGGCUCCAGUAGUCCUGUCCCCACUCCUGCCAGUCCCGACCCUGCAGCCCUAGCUGCUGCUGCUGCCCUUGAUCCUCUUGCUACCAGUAACAUCCUAGUUACAGAGGAUGGCAUUGGAAGUGAUCAAGAGAGGGAUGCCAGUAAGAUUUCCUCCCUGUCACCUGCAAGAGUUCAUCUUCCUGGCUCCAUACCUGUGAUACAAGUUGCCUGUGGUCUUCAUCACUCAGUGGUGGUGUGUGCCAAUGGGGAGGCAUACACAUGGGGCAGCAACAGCUAUGGCCAGUUAGGGGUUGGGGACCUGCUCUCGCGUGGUGCCCCAUCCAUGCCCCGUUUGCCCCCCAGUGUGAGAGUUGUUCAGGUGGCAGCUGGCAGUAAUCACACCAUUUUCCUCACCUCCAAUGGACAAAUCUACAGCUGUGGGGACUUUCAGAAGGGUCAGCUGGGCCGUGUGGCACCUCAGAGUGACGCAGGCGAAGGUAGUAGCAGAGGCCGGUGUCCAUGGUACUCAGUGCCAGGUUUGGUGCCGGGUGUGGGGCCCAGGUUGGGCCGCAGGGCCACAUGGGUUGGUGCUUCAGCUGAUGUGACAUACAUCAAGCUGGAUCAGUCACUGAUUAACACUCACAACCUGAGUGCCUCAGCUGUGGUGGCCAACAGCAACUGCCUGGUGCUGCUGCCAGUGGGAGGCAAGAGAGAAGAAGAGGAGAGUUGGCGAUGUCUUGUGAUCAGUCGUAGUGAUGGGCAGUGCCGCAGCUUCUCCACACCAGACCAGAUCUGCUUCUCAGGCCACACUGUCUGCCUGGACCCUGUGUACAAUGUCCUGUGGAGUUAUGACAACCAGUGUCAAGAGGUUCACUGCUACAAUAUUAUCGCAGCUGAGGCUCAACGCAUGCCCAAUGGGGGGCCCCCAGAUGGUCUUAGAGACCUCCUCUCCCCAGAACUCUCUCUUCCUAUCUUGCCUGAAUUUCAGGUGUCUAGGGCACAGGUUGCCCUCCACAUGCUUUCUUGCAUAGACACAGUGACAUGGGCCCAUGAAUAUGGUCUCACAGUGGUGGAGACUGAUUUGCAGACUGUGGCUACUGUGCGCGUCUACACUAGAGAGGACUUCACACCUGUCAACCGGUUUGAAAGUCAUGGUGGCGGCUGGGGCUACUCUGGAUACUCCAUAGAGGCUGUGCGGUUUAUGUGUGACACAGAUGUCCUUAUUGGCGGCUUUGGUUUAUUUGGAGGCAGAGGAGAAUACAUGGGAAAAAUUAAGUUAUUUGAGCUUGGAGCAGAGGGAGGAGAUCAAGAGACAGAUGGGGAGCUGCUUGCUGAGACAGAGGAAAUGCCAUAUGAAUGUGGUAUCAGGCAGAAGUACCCAAUGUUGUUUGAUGACCCAGUGCCUGUGCAGGGUAACAAGUGGUAUGUGGCAUGGGCAAGAGUGAGUGGUCCAAGCAGUGACUGUGGCUCCUCUGGGCAAAGCAUGGUUACCACAGAAGACCAGGUAAUCUUCUACUUCAAGUCCUCAAAGAAGUCAAACAAUGGUACAGAUGUCAACGCUGGCCAGAUCCCGCAGUUGCUUUACCGAGUCAUGGCCCAUGAGGGCUCUGUGGCUCCCAAGCCACUACAUGAUGCCACUGAGCCUGUGCCCAUCCUCUCCAAGUCCUUCUACAUAACUGUGCGCAAUGAUGUGUUUCAGUCACUGUUGGACCUCCUGGGAUGGGCAUGGGCUACCCUGAGGACUUGUGUUGGAGAGCAUGUUAGUCAUGUCAGCAGUAGUGGUGCUAGUCCAACUGUGGCCAUGUUAGACCUGCAACGGCUUGUCUACAUCUGCUGUGCCUGUCUGCGGCUCUUCAGGAUUUACAUCAAUGAAGUCUAUCCUAACUCAGUGCGGACGCUGCGCAACAAUGGUGAAAAGGGUUGUUUGGCGGAGAGUGUGGCUGAUGUCCGAGGGCUCUUGCGACAGAUGCUCUCUGACCCCAUACCCUCACUCUACUCCAGGAAAGGGAAGAUGCGCAAUGGAAGAGACCUGGGGCCUCUAAGCAAGAUGGUGGUGGUGGUACUGGAUGAGUGCCACAAAACCUUUGUGUCUUGCUUCCAUGCUUUCUACCCCACUGGGCAGCUCAAGUGGUCCUGCCUCUGUGACCUACUCCUCUCUAGGGAUGCCAUCACCAAGGGGAAGGAGGAGACCCGGGAUAGUGACCGUCUGUUGAGUGCUGUGCUGGCCUCCUUAUGCUCCCCAACUGUCAAGCUGCGUGCAACCUGCCCCAUUCUGACUGACCCUGAUGCAGAGGUGACUCAUCGGCCCUCCCCCGCUGACAAUGCAGCUCUCUCCACCCUGCAGCCUGGGGACCUGUACCGCUACCCUCUACUGGUGGAGCACAUGACCUACAAGACCCAUCAGACAGACAAUGGGGCAGGAGUGGUGUGGACAUUUCGUGAGGUGCUGGACCGGCUGCUGGGCGUGGUGUGUGGGAGUGUGAGGCAGGCGCUGCGAGGGGAGCGUGUCGUCUCCCUGCCCGGCCUCGUUCACAACACCUGCCUUCUCCUUGCUGCCACAGUCGCUGAGCUCUCUGCUGAAACUAAUGCUGCUGAGGAUGAGUUACCAGCGGGUGGGCGAGUGCUGCACAUCACACCACCACGCUUCACUCGCACCUCCCAGAGCCGCACUUGGAACACUGGUAAUGGCUCACCUGAUGCCAUAUGCUUCUCUGUGGACCGACCAGGAAUUGUGGUGGCUGGUGUGUGUGUGUUUGGAGGCGUGGGUACCUAUGACUAUGAGGUUGAGAUCUUGGAUGAGAGCGGUGGUGGUGGAAAUGCUGGUGGUAGUGGUGGAGCCCAGGACCCCUCACACACUCUGGAGCGCUGGAAUGUCAUUGAGAUGGCGCGGGGAACCUUUGGUCCAGAUGACUCAAUAGCUGAUAUUGUGGAGAUCAAGUUUGAGCGGCCUGUUCCUAUCAAGGAGGGAGUAAAGUAUGCCAUCCGCCUGUGCAACCAUGGCGGCCGGACAAGCAAUGGUGAUGGUGGGGUGCCCUCUGUCAAAGGUCCUGACAACACCACUUUCACCUUCUCUGCCUGCAGCCUCUCCGUCAACGGCACCAACCAUAUCCGAGGCCAGAUACCUCACAUUAUGUAUUACAGCAUGCCCCAGGAUCCUGAGAGUCAGCGGAGCACCAGGGAGAUAGCAGAGCAGCAGGCCCGGAAGUCUGCCCUCACCAUGGCAGGCAGCAUAGUUCGUGUGGCAACAGAACUCAUGAUCAUGGGCCUUGGUGUUGGGGAUGAAUCUGCUAUUGAAGUCCUGGGCACUGCUCCCCUCAUCACCAUGCUGCUGCCUCUGGUUCUGUCACACAUUGGUCCUGUGGCUACAUCAGAUCCCAGGAGCGCUGUGUCAGUUUUGGGACUGAUUCAGGAAAUUCUUCCACAUGUGGCUGCCCUGAACAACCUAAGUCUAGUCACCCAGCAGACAGCCAUCCCAGAAACCAUGGAGGACUGCCACACCACCACCAGUCACCACUAUGCCUGGGUGGAGAGUGAUCAUCCAUACCGCCCAGCAGCUGUUGCCAAUUUUAGAGUGACGUUCCCAUCCAGUGUCCAGUGGAUGACGUUGGAGUUUGACCCACAAUGUGGCACCGCCCAGCCAGAGGAUUCACUGCAGAUUUACAUACCAAGUCAGAGCAUAAAGGAAGUGAGAGGUCUGUCACCUGCUGGUACUGGAGGAACCUCAGAAUCACAAGAGCACACCACCCAAAUUUCCCAAGGCCAGGAGGGAGCCCCACCCCCUUACUGGGCUGUGCUCAACAAGUUCUCUGGGACACAGAACUGGCCCCACCAAACUAUUGUCUUGCCAGGGCAUGAAGUUGUGUUCUCACUUGAGACAGCCUCAGACUAUGUGAAGGAUGAGAGGGCCAACACCUAUGGCUUCCGAGUGUUAUUGGUGGGUUAUGAGUGGCCACCAUCACCUGCAGAUUCCAUUCGGCACCUGGAGAAGGAACUAUCAUACCUGGGAGGCCUGUGUGCUGCCUCCCUUAUUAAAAAAGACCUUUGUCUUCCACCCAUUGCAGGUGAUGAUUUGGAUGAUGACCUUGAGUUGGUGGAGGAACUGGCUCUGCAGGUGUACCGGGCACACCCAACACUGCUCUCUAGAGGGUUUGCUCUCUCCCAUCCACCCACCAUACAUCAGACUCUGGAUGGUGUGAUUCCCUUCAGUUGCCACUCCAAUGAACGGCUGUUCCUGCGCGAUUUUGUGUCUUGUGCUGGUGGCACUAGUGGUGGCCGGCUGGCACGGUGGCUGCAGCCAGACUCAUAUGUCGAUGUGCGGGCCUGUGAGGUGCUGUACAGCCGGGAUGACAUGCGUGCUGGCUGGCCUGCCAUUGUCACAAUCAUUACUCGAGACCAGUACAAUGAAAUGGUCCAUGUACCCUCCCUCAAGGUGGAGGUUGUGGCUGUGCCUGUGACCACAGGUGAGGAAGGUAGCCAGGGAAAGCCAAGGAGAGUGAGCCAGCAUGUGCCUGACAACAUGACUUUUGGGGGCCACCCACAGCCCUCCCUUGAUGUUCCCUACCAAGUUUCAAUCAAGGACAAGAUGUGUUACUGUGCAAUCACUAUGAUCAAGGCCUAUGAAAAUUACUCCUUUGAGGAACUUCGUUAUAUGUCUCCUGCCAUGCGGCGACCCACCGAAAAUAUGUUAGUGCGCAGUAAUAAUGAUGGCACUUACUCCUGCAAUUGGACCCCGGGUGCCACUGGCUGGUACUCCCUUCAUGUAACCAUUGAUAGCUAUCAGCUUGAAGAGACUUAUAAAAUGGAGGUGAAAGAACCACCUCAAGGAGUGACGCCACCUGUUCAAAGUACUGUGCGCCGAUCUUCCCAGCAACCAUCUCGUCUCCGUAAGUUCGUCUUGCAGAAUAGUGCUGGCCUGCGCAUUCGUACCCACCCUUCUCUACAGAGUGAGCAAGUUGGGACAGUGCACGUGAAUGGCACCAUUGCCUUCGUGGAUGAGGUCCACAACAGUGAUGGGGUGUGGCUGCGACUGAGCCCUGAAAGCAUGCGGCAGUACUGCAUCACAUCCCACUCUGAGGCCUGGUGUCUCCAGUACAACCAGCACCUUGGCAAGACUUUACUGGUGCCACUUGACCACCCCAAGACCAUACUUGAUCAGGUGAUAACAGAUACUAUCAGUCGACGUCGCACUGGCAGCUCACGGCGAGAGACAUCCAUGCCAGGGGUGGAAGGGGCCGAUGGGACUGUUGGGGGAGCUGGCAUGUACACAGUGGUGAAAUGUGGUGCUUCAGGACACAACAUUCGCAGCCAGCCUAGCCUGAAGGCCCCCCCAGUAGGGAUGUUGGUGCUGGGGAACAUCAUCACUGCAGACUGUGACACCAAGAACAUUGAUGGCACAUGGGUUCGCCUAGACUCAGAGAGCACACGCAAGUACUGCUUCACUGAUGGGGAGGCAUGGUCCUUAGCUGUGUCUCGUGGCCACACUCUUUACCUGCAGCGUUCCCACUCCCAUAGUCAUCCAUACAUGUCAUGUGUCUCAGACCCAAACAAUUUUGGCAGUCAGGGUUUUGACUUCACUCAAGCUCAAACCAGCCCAGUGUUUCGUCCCUUUCAGCAGCCAGCAGCAGGGGGUGAUCCAUUUGUCUUUGGUGCCAUAACUCGGGGCCGGGGUGAUGGCAGCAGCAGCAGUGGUGGAGGCCAGGCCAUUGGGAGGGGAGGAGACGUCCCUCACAAGUCACUCCAACACCAGAUGGUCGACAUAAACACCAUGACGGAUGAGCCUGAGGUGGCAGGAGCUUCAACCACCACCACCACUUCUUCCUCCACAUCUGCUCCUUCCAACACAUCCACCAAACAGCAGCAGCACCGUGGGAAAUUCUCUGUUUUGCAUCGGUGGCUCAAGGAGGAACAACACAAGGGUUCAUCAUCCUCUUCACUACUCACUCCACAUGGCCAACAGCUUACCCAGCAGCAGCAGCAGCAGCAGAUAGGGCAGCAGGCAGGGCAGCAGCAGCAGCAGCAGCAGAUGGGACAGCAGCUCUCUUACCACCCUCCACAACAGCAGCAGCAGCAGGCACAUCAACUGACACCUUCACAGUCUGCACAGCUUGGGGAAAGGAAGCAUGAGAAGAAGCCACAGCAGACACAGCAGCUGAGUGUUAGUGCCCCCCAGUGCAGCUUGUCCCGUGACGUCCCACCGGAGCUACAGGGAGUGUCAGUUAAGGAUCUAGUCAAAGCUAUAGGGGAGUCCCGGGCCAAUGGAAAUGGAGCCACGCCUCCCCGUACACCCCCAGCCACCCCAAAGCGACUCUCUCGUUCCUCCAGCCCUCGUGCAGCUGGCGUUGGGGCAUCAGGGAGCAGCACCAUGAUCUCUGCGUCUGGUACAUCACCUCGCCAGAUAUCUCGCUCCUCUAGCCCUGUACCCAUCCCAGGCCGGGGAAGGGAGAGUGCCAGCAGCUCUCCUCUCCACAGCUCUCCUCGGGCCACUGGAGUGUCUCCCUUGGUUUCUGGGAUGGGUGCCCUUGGGGAGAGAGCAGCCAGCAGCCCCCCCUCAGCCAUCCGUAGUGCUAAUGACUCCCUCAGUGACACAAGUGUCUUUGUGUCUAGCCUCACCCAAGACAUGUCCCACUCACCCAGUGUUUCUUCCCUGCCCACCUCCACACCCAGCACUCCAAGAAGGGAACCAUUUAGCAGUACAUCCAAAACAGUAACCCAGACAGCCACGCAAACCAGUCCUGAAGGAGUGAAAUUCAACAUUGGCUCCACUGGCUCCAGAGAGGAAAACAUGCGUCUUUCUCCCAAAAUGACCCGCAAGGACCGCUCAGGGAAGCCUCACAGGGGGAAGCGGGAACAUGUGGUAUCUCCAGCCUCGUCCCAGCGUGAGAAGCCAGGACCCAGCAGGGAUAAGGUGAAAGAAGCCAUGAGUCCCUCUGUGGCUGAAUGUCUAAGGGCCAUCUUUGCUGCCUUCUUAUGGCAUGAGGGCAUUGUCCAUGAUGCCAUGGCAUGUGCCUCAUACAUCAAGUUUCAUCCAGAUUUGACCAAGCAAGGCACCUUCCACUGGAAAUCCCCAGCUGCAUCAGGAGCAAAGACUGAAAAAUUGACCAAGGAGCAAAAGGCACGACAGCGUCACUCUGUAGAGGUGAGCACCUACAGCUAUCUCAACAAUGUGACACUGCAGAACACUGAUGACCUGCUCAAGCCUGGCACCAAUGCCAACAUCAAUGAAGUGACACACCUUACUGAGAGCAGUGGAGAAGACACAUCAGGCCGAGCUUCUACAAGUUAUGCUCAGGGAUCUUCUGGUCAAAAGCUUGCCACAGUUAUGGAGGGUGGGCCAGGCACAGAUCCCCCUGACCUGCCACCUGUCUUGCGCCAUGUGGUGCUGCUGUGGGAGGAACUCACCUCCAGCUGUCUGAAGGCUGUGGCACAGCAGAUCAUCCUCCCGUCCCCCACCGUCCCUGCUCGUCUCAAGAAAGCUGACAAAGUGAAAGAAAAAGGUGACCGUGAGAAAAAGAAGCACAAGAAAAAAUCUUCCUCCAGCAGCAGCAUACCCAUGUUUGGUGCUGAGGCAGCAGCUGCAGCAGCAGGGGAAGAAGAGGAUGGUGUGUGUGAACUGUGUGGUUGCAAUGUUCCUUCAGAGAGCUCUGAACAGCAUUUCCGGACAGUCCAUCCAGGGUGUGGUGCAUCCUCCAAGGGCUGUGGCUAUGUGGGUACACGCUGGAAAGUGUUCCCCACCAAGGACCGAGUGUCACAGCCCUGUGGUGAGGCAGUGCGGGGCUGCUUCCACAUGUGCUGGAGCUGCCGCAACAGACACAAAGGCCAAUUUAGUCAAUUUGCUGGCAACAAAUCUAGCAAUGGGAAGUCAAAAAGAAAAUCCAAUAGUAAACUGCUCUCUCCAUUACCCCAACUAGAUGCCCAUGUAAUUAUGAGAAAUAAUGCCAUGUUCCUAUUAGAUCUGGCAAGUGCAGCAGCGCCAGCAUUGCUCAACCGCACCCACCUGCUGAGACGCUCCCCCUGUGUCAUGCCUUGUGUAUCAGAACUCAGCCCAGACAACAGCCCUUUCCCCAAGGUUGCAUUCCAGUGCCUCCACACCCUCAACUGUCAGCAGCAGCACCUCAAUCAGCUGCGGGAGGACCUGCUGCUCCACCACACCUUCCACACUGGGGAAAAUGCUGACUACAGGAGCAGCUCAGGAGAGUCCCGGGAGAACAACCACAGGGAACAUUCCCCAUUUUCCCCUCCAGGAGCCUCACACCAAGAGUCACCAGCAUCAGACAGUGAAUUACCACGAGGACGCCCCUUUCACCGCUCCAUAUCAGUCACUGUGGGCACCUCUGGUCAAGACUGGAGCUCAGCUGCUGCCUCAGCUUCAGCCUCCCAUCAUGAGCAGGAACAGAAAGCUAUUGUUGUGCUAAGGAAACGUAACAACAGCAGUGGCGAGAAUGCAGCAGAUGGAGGCAGCUCCCUAUUGGCUCAUCCCUCUGCUGCCCUGGAGCGUUUGGCUGCCUGCAUUGAACGUGGAGGUGGCCCUGGUGGUGACCCAGGAGGCCGGGCGCGGCAAGUCAUCAUCCGACCUAUCAUGGCCUUUAUCUUCCAAAAUCAUGACCUGGAGACUCUAGCAUUUGCAAUGAGACAUGCAACACGCAAGGCAGCAGCAAGAGUGUAUGCCAUGCAGGCCCUAAAUUGGCUGCUACGAAGUGUCACACAGCCUACUUGCCUUCAUGACCUUCUGUGGUGCUUUGUGGCAGCACUCACCCCCACAGGGCCCCAACAAGGAACCCCUGCUGCACCUGCAGAAGACAUCAACCCUCAGAAUCAGCAACAAGUUCAAAGAGAAAAGGCCCAUGACCUGCAGGAGGGAGAAAUGGUUGUGUUGGAACAUCCCCUGAGCGAUGUGACGCUGGCAGGUGAUGCUGUUCACCCACUGCCUCAGACCUUCCAUCAACUGCUGCAGACAGUGGCUGAUCUCAUGAUGCUGCUGCCACCUGGCUCACCCCUCCAGAUGAUGGCUGUCAGGUGCUGGGGUUUGCGCUUUACCCCUUCUGACCAUGACUUCCUGCACCAGAGCCAUGUCUUCUCCAACAUAUCCAAGAUCCUGUCCCGUUCUGAGGAGGUGCUAGGGGCUGGGGAAGAGGGUGUGGCAUCCAUGUAUGAGAGUCAUGGCCCGCAGACCCCCUCCCACCCCCCCUGCCCUGACCGCCUCCGAUGGUCCGCUGCGCAGGUGACCAGCACUGUGGAGUGCCUGAGGGACCUGAUGGCUGAGUGUGAGAUGCGGGCAUCCAGCAGACAGGCCAUGGUCCCCUCCCUUACGGACUCUUCCACCGAGACCUUCUGGGAGUCAGGGGAUGAGGAUCGCAACAAGACUAAGACCCUUACCAUCACUUGUCCUUCCUCUGUCCACCCUCAGGCCAUCUACAUUCACAUAGACAACUGCAGAGACCUUGGGAACAAAGUGUCCAGUGUAGUGUUCAAGUGUGGCAGUGGUGGUGAUGAUAUGGCCAUUGCAAGAAAAGUUGACCUUGAGAGCAGGUUUACAGGCUGGCUGCAUGCUGUCUUACUGGGUGAGGCAGUGACAUCCCUGGUGGUGGAGCUGCGUGGGCCAGACCAGAGUGUGAGGGUGCGACAGGUGAGGGUUCUGGGUAGUGGAGAGGGAGAGGGGAGUGGUGUGAGACCCCUCCGCCAGCACUCACCCCUCACCAUCCAACACCGAGCCUGUGAGCAGGAGACCCUCAAAGUUUUCCGGCUCAUCACAGGACAGGUCUUUGGUCGGCUCAUCAGGACAGCUGAGGGUGCUAGUCAUGGUAUGGAAGGACGGGAAGUAGGCAGCGGUCCCCUGGCAACAGUAGAACCACAGGAACGCAAUAAUGAUCUGAGGGAACACAUGGUUGGCAUCCUUUUCUCCAGGUCAAAAUUAACACACUUACAGAAACAGGUGUGCUCCCAUAUAGUGCAGGCCAUCCGCAAGGAGACCGUGCGUGCCCGAGAAGAGUGGGAGUCAGGGCUUAGCUGUGAGACCCUGGGAACUCCGAAUACCCCUGAAGAGGGUCAACAUAGUGCUCCAGACACCUACUGCUUUGAGAUGCUGUCCAUGGUGCUUGCACUGAGUGGCUCAGCUGUGGGACGUGCCCAUCUUGCCCAGCAGGACCACCUUCUCCGCCACCUCCUCUCCCUCCUCCACACAGGCUCAGCAAGAGUUCAGCGGCAGGUUGUGGCACUGUUUCGACGCAUGCUGGUAGACGUGCCUCCUCAGUCACUGGCUUUGAUCCUUGGGGUGGAGGUACUCCCUGUCUAUGACUAUGCCAGCCUCCACACCGCCACACAGGACCAGGACACUCCCUUUGAUACACAAAAGCAGGGUAUCCUUGAUGUGUUCUUAGCAGUGAUUUCCAAGGCCCUCACAGUUCAGCUCAAGACCAAGGGUAGUGAUGGUGGCAAGAUAGCAGUGGCACAAGGCAAGGGUGGUGUUACCUCAGUGACUCUGGCCACAGCCAUGCCCACGCCACCUGCCAACUCCCCUCGCUGGUGGCUCAGGGGACAUGCCACACAGAAGCAAGCUGACCUCAUUAUAAAUCUAAUAAGAGACAUGUCCAUGGGCAAGCUCUCUGAUGCCUGGGCAAAGGUCAGCAAGGCAUCAAUAGCAGAAAACAUCAUCAACCUGACCCGCCUACAUGAGAGUGACAGAUCAUGUGCUGCAACGUGCCUGACCACCCCAACACUAUGGUUGGCUUUGGCUUCUCUGUGUGUCCUGCACCCAGACCAUGUGGACGCUCUCUCCUCCCAGCACUGGCAGGCCACCACCUCCUCAGGGGACCCACACAAUCCUGAGCCCAGGCCCACUUGUGAAAACCAUGAUGAUGGGGAGACACUUGCCAUGAUCCUGUGUGAGGAGUGCAGCAGCAACUUAUGUGGUGAGUGUGACCGGAUCCUCCACCUGCAUCGCCGCACCCGACACCACCAUCGAACUGUCUUCAGGCAGGAGCAGGAGGCCAUUAAGGUGGACCUUCAUGAAGGAUGUGGCCGCACAAAACUCUUUUGGUUGUUGGCUUUGGCUGAUUCCACCACCCUGAAGGCCAUGCUAGAGCUGAGAGGUGAAAACCAGCGUUCCCGUGGUUCUGUUGCAGCUACCACCUGUAGAUUUUGUGGUGCUCCAGCCCAACCAUCUCUCCUCUCUCCAGCACCUGUCUGUCAGGAUCCAGACUGCCAGGAGUACAGUCGAGAAGCCUGUGUGAGGACCAGUGACUGUGGUCACUUGUGUGGGGGUCUGAAGGGGGAGACCACCUGCCUUCCCUGCCUCCAUGGGUGCUCUAAUAAUCCCUCUCUCAAGCAAGAUGCAGAUGACAUGUGCAUGAUCUGCUUUUCUGAAGCUCUCUCAGCUGCUCCAGCUAUUCAGCUGGAAUGUGGCCAUGUGUUUCAUGCUCACUGCUGCCGCAAUGUGCUGAAGCGCCGAUGGCCAGGCCCUCGCAUCACCUUCACCUUCUCAAUGUGUCCAAUAUGCAAGGUUGCGAUGACCCAUGGGGUGCUUGGGGAGCUGCUUAGUCCAGUUCUGGCCCUAUAUGAAGAUGUGCGACGAAAGGCCCUCAUGCGAUUAGAGUAUGAGGGAUUGCAUCGGGCUGAGGCGAUAUCCACCCCUGGGGCCCGUUACCACAACAACCCAGCAGCCUUUGCCAUGGACAGAUAUGCAUACUACGUCUGCUACAAGUGCAAUAAGGCCUACUAUGGUGGGGAGGCAAGAUGUGAUGCUGAGGCAGGCUUGGGAGAUGACUAUGACCCUCGAGAAUUGGUCUGUGGAGCUUGCUCAGAUGUCUCACGUGCUCAGAUGUGCCCCAAACAUGGUACUGACUUCCUGGAGUACAAGUGCCGCUACUGCUGCUCAGUGGCUGUCUUUUUCUGCUUUGGCACCACCCACUUCUGCAACGCUUGCCACGACGACUUCCAGCGUGUCACCAACAUCCCUAAGGCCGAGCUCCCCCGCUGCCCUGCUGGUCCCCGUGCCCAGCAGCUGGAAGGGGAAGAGUGUCCGCUUCACGUCCAGCAUCCACCCACAGGGGAGGAGUUUGCCCUGGGCUGUGGGGUUUGCCGGAAUGCUCACACCUUUUAAGGGAAUUGUGUGUUGUUGGGUUUUUAUUCUUCAGUGCCAAGAAACCAUUCUGGGCACCAUCACAUGUCCUUCUCUGUGAAUAGUCAAUAAAGUGUGCACGAGAGUGGCCACGAUGGUAAAUAGAACACUGUAAAGGAGGGAUGUCCCUCUUUAUUUUUGUCAGUUUGUAUCAUAUUCCUGCACCAUUAUGCUGUAUAUGAUGAUGCCUGACUAUAUUUGCAAGUGACAAUAUUGAACUGUAUUGAUCAUGGACUUUCCCACUUCUCAGGAAUGAAUGAAAUAUUGGUAAAUGUAAUGCAGGUGCUGUGUCUGUUUGUGCAUGUGUACAUGAACACACAGGUGUUAGUAUACAUCAUUACUCACUCUGCCAGUUACCUUUGGAAGAGUUUAUUACCAGAGGAAGUGAUGACCUAAGCAGCAUUCAAUCAUUUCACCAUGCCCUGACAUAACCUAUAUAUAUUUUUUUCCUUAUUUAAUUUUUGUUUGUCAAUAUUUAUGUAUUACUUUUUCACCAUACACCUCAUUUCACCUCAGUGCUACACCUAAUCAUGUGCCACAUCUACUCUAUCCCACUGAGCCAUUCCAGUAUCUGCAACUCACUUAUUCAUCUCAUCACUUUCCCAUACCAUUCCUCACCCUCCCAAUGUGGUUAUCUCCACAUGCAUUCCUCAAUUUUGUAAUUUCUGCUCCUGUCAUCAGAAGUAUUUGUUGCAUAUUCACAUUAAGUUAAUGAUGUAUUAGUAUUUCAAGUCAUCAGUUAUUCUUAUUAAAAUAUAUGCUACAUCUUGUUCUUUAAUAAGUGGUAAUGGACAUAAUUUUAUUAAAAUUUAAAAGUCACUAAGCUUACAAUUAGAUAUUGAUAGUUUUAUUUUUUAGUCAUUAUUAUCCUGUAAAUACUUAGUAUUUUGAUUCUGCUGCUCAAGAAAAUGUGUAAAGACAUUUGCAUAUCUGAAGUAUUAUAAGUUAUUUUCCUUCUGCUCCAUCAGUUCACUUUCCUCUCUUGCAUUUCUGUUUCUUACAAUGCUACCCCACCUUGUAAUUUUAGUGUUAAGGUUAUGUAUUGUGUGAUUAACAUAUCCUGAGCCAGGAGAAGUAUUUGUAUCAAGCAUUAGGAAUUAUCCCGACUUCAGCAACCUCACUUAUCCUAUAAAUUUCAUUCUCAUCCUCAAGGCAUUAGACUGCAUAUAUCAUCUACAAUGUUAAAGUGAGCACUUUGUAAAUAGUCAUAUAAAGUACCAUUGCCCAAAGAUCAAAGGCUUUGUGCUGCUUACCACAGUGAGCACAUGACUAUGUUGCUUCUUAGCCAGCAGUAGGCAGACAUAACAAGCGAUGCAUCAAAAGAUACAAGUGCACAAAAUAAUUUAUAUCAAGAAUUUAGUCCAGUUACAAUGCCGCUGCUGAAAUAGGCAGUUUGGAUCUCAUGUUUACAGCUAUCAAGCAUUUUAUGCCAAUAACACUCUGGGGUAUGAUGUCACUUUUCAUAUCUAUUAUGUUGACAAUUAAUGUGCAUUACCCUUCCCUCAUGCUGCUGCUGCUGCUACUGCAUUACCACAUGAACUUUGGUUUAAAAAGGCAAUCAUUGAAGUUAGAUUUAUAUGUAGUGAUGAAAAACUGGUUCAUAUACUUGCAGCUUUUAAUAGGCAGUACAUUAUUAUGUAUGCCCGGUGACAUACUACCAAUAACAAGUGCAUCAGUGCAUAAUUUAAGGGAUUUUAACCAACCAGUUUGUCUUUUUAGGGGGAGCUGUGGCAUGACUGGCUCUGAUUAUUUGCAGGAAUGAGCCCAGUUUUUAUUUUCCUUACUCUUAAGACCUUUCAUUCAGGCCUGGCUGUGAUUACUUUGCUAAGUGGAACAGAUGUCUGCUAUCAAAAUUUCAUCAGAGUUGGAGGUCUUAGAAUAAGAUCUUUUCUAAGAUUAAAUUAUUGGUUGUAAAUGCAGAUAAGAAUUAGUGAAAUUUGUUAAUAGUAACUUCCACUUCUGUAUAAAUAAAAACUUAUCUGAUAUUUUCUCCAACCUAAUUUAAAAACUUCAAAGAUCAUAAAUUUUCAAAGGAAGGUGUAAUUCCAAUAGAGGUGGAGAGGGUCAGCAAGGAUAUGUAGUCAUGAUAUAGUAAAUGCAGGUGACAGAAGGCAUGCUAAGUCCUACCCAAGUCAGUAGGGAUAAUGUAAUGAUAAGUUAGCAAUACUUAAUAAGGGGUAGCAUCAAAAUAUUGUGACUGGGUCAUUGGCAGGGUACAGGGGCUGAGCUAGGCUGGGCUGGAUACAAGCUUGUGAUAUUUAUUUUAUGAUACUCUUUGUUUUGUUGUCCUCUGUUUUAUCCACAUGUGGUGUACUGUAGCCUUUUUUUUUCUAUUAAUGAUAUUGAUGUCACAACUCAGAAGCUGUCCAGAAAAUGUUCUUGAAGAACACUACAGAAGUGUGCCUGUCUUGUAAAUGGGAAUGCAUGAAUGUACAUAUGUGUGUCUGUUCCUGUACCUGACUGCUGUAUGGCACUGCCCUCAUCCUAGAUGGCAGCAGUAUCUCCAGGACAACCCUGGAGCACUCUGAGGUUGUGCUUAAGUAGAAAUUCAUAAACAGUAUUUUCCACAUGAGUAGCAACAUUCCUGUUGUGAUGCCUGUACAUGUUUUAUUAAAGGUGGUGACUGACUGCUGUUACCAGUAUUUAUGUUAAUGUAAAAGUUGUAUACAUUUGUAGGACAGUGCAUAUCUCUUUUGCUGAUCAACAUCUCAUUAAAUGCAAAUCAUUAUUUGCCGUGUUUGAAACUCCACAGUUUUUAAGUAGUUCAGUAUGAUGUUUUGCCUCUAUCCAUUAAAGUUCCAGCCCUCUAGUGAUGUAUUCUGGGAUUUCAGUAUGUAUCAGAGACCAUGAUAUAGCCAUAAACUUAAUCCUGCUUGUUGCUCAGUUUGCAUUAUCUACUUUAUUUCUUGGAAAUUUUUCUGUAAUAAAGCCAAAUGGGUUUGAUAUAUUAGUUCAAGCAGCAUGCAUAAUGUGAUAGCACCAGUCUUUACAAUCCUCAUGUGAUUGGGCACAGUUUAAGUCUGACAGGCAGAAGCGUACAUGAAGAGAAGAGUAUGAUUUGACUUGGGCUUUCAUGAGCGCAAGAUGUGUCGGUGCAUAUGACAAGUGGUGUAAACAAAGACUAUGUACAGUAUGGUGUAGGGUGUUUCAAGAUGUCCAUUGUUAAGCAAGUCUUAUAGCAUGAAAUCUCAAAGGAUCAAAUUGUUGAAAAAUGAAUGUAAAUGUAGUCAUCCCUGAAAAUACACAUGGGUCAGCAUAUCACCUACCAGAAAUGUUUAACUAUGUUCAGCAGCAUUUAUGCAACUGUCCUUUAGUUUGGCCAUAUUCCCAAUAUUUCCAUAUUAUGUGAUAAAGCCAAUUAAAUUGCACCAAGUAUAUAACAAAUGUGGAACUUUCUUGUUAUUUCAUUGAGCAUAUUUAGCUCAAACAAGCAUUAGCUGCUUGAGGCAAUUUUAUAGUCUUAAGGCCAUCUAUUGCUUGUUCAGAUUGACUUUCCUACACUUAUUAAACAAUGUCCAUGUUUAUAUGUGUACAGAAUAUAUGUAGAUUUCUGUGUAAACAUCUGUAUUUUUGGAAAUGGAAAGCCUGUCUUUGUGAUUUUAAAAUGAAUCUCAAAGCAUUUUUAGUAACUCAAGUAUGGCAUUUGAUUGUACUAGAUGAAUCUCAACUUACCUUUAUGGAUUCAAGUGAAUACUUUCAAAAC
Molecule: messenger RNA, 18862 nt
Organism: Eriocheir sinensis (Chinese mitten crab)
Lineage: Eukaryota; Metazoa; Arthropoda; Malacostraca; Decapoda; Varunidae
Gene: hiw
Product: E3 ubiquitin-protein ligase MYCBP2-like
Exons: 76
Coding region: 211-15141 (4976 amino acids)
Cellular component (GO): nucleus
Molecular function (GO): zinc ion binding
Source: RefSeq, a predicted model, not a curated record